UUUACUGUCAUCUUACAUUCACUAACCUGUCACUUGCAGAAGCUUUCACAGUUCAGAGUAAUCAAAAGACAGAUGAAGUUCUAAUAGGAGGAUCUCGACGAUCAAAUGGAUUUAGCUUGGAAGCUGCUGCCCCUGGCGGCGCUGCUGCUGUGGGCAGCCGCUGCGCCGACCACCUCUGCUCUGCCGCACGUACAUUUCCCGAGCAACGAUGAGAGCCUCAGUGAGGGAUCUGGUGACGCUCCAACCACGCUCCUGCAGGAGGAGGUCCUUCAGCCCAUCAAGCUCUUCAGCGACGAGGUGACCAGUGUGGAGGAGGAGGAGGAGGACUCCAUCACCAUAGAGGAGCCCCAGCCCGUCUUCAGCGUCCUGCAUGAGAGAGUCAACCGAACCGAAGAAAUCCCUGCAUGUCUCACAAAUGGUCUGACGAGACGAACGUUGGUACUCGGUUCCAACGACGCCAAGGAUUACGUCCUAACGUUCAACGAGGAAGAUUCCUUCGUCAUGGCGAAAGUAUCACACUUUCAUUUAUCUUCAGACCCCACAUUACCUACUUUCAGACCCCAAUUUGAACUGAGGCUCGAAUUUCGUACGGACUUGCCAAGAGGACUUCUCACUUUCUUGCGACUGGAAUCGGACCUUGUAGCCCAGCGUAUUCACUACUACCUCUUCCUCCACGGCGGCCAUCUCUCCGCUCGAGUUUUCGUCGCCGGCAAACGGUACAAUGUCGUGUCCACAGCAGGUGGGCUGCAUGAUGGCAAGUAUCACUCAGUGAAGCUGUCAACCUUCUGCACGACGGAUACUGUGAAGCUGACCGUGGAUGACGAAGAGCUUACGCUCCACGUCGAAGGGUUGGGCGCCACUUUAUCUGGUGCUGCUGAAAAUACGGAACUGCAUUUACCUGCACGGCUCUGGGUCGGAGGCGUUAGCGAGUCUUCACUGGCAGAAGAAGAGCCCAAGGUGCGGGUUCGAAACCUGCGAGGUUGUGUUCGGCACGUGCAGCUGCUGCAGGCUGCUGACUCUGCUGCGCAUGACGAGGCAACGAUGGUCGAGGGCAGUGAGAGCGACCUGCUGCUGCCGACUGUACAUCGCGGCGUACAGUCGGGACUGCUGUGCAAGGAUAAGUGUGCGGAGGAUCCAUGCCCCACGGGCUCGCGCUGCAUCAACCACUUCAGUCACGUUCAGUGCGACUGUACAGACAUCGACGUAACUCAUCCGAGUUGCAGCAAACAAGACUUCCGUGAGCACCGGAUCGAAGGAGGCAAAUUUUUGUCUCAUGUCACGCAGUCCUGGGACACAUUCGGUCACAAGAAAGCUCACAAAAUUUCCUUCUUUUUCAAGACGAGCGUGCCGGACUCGGUACUGGUGUUCGUGAGGUCCCUGUACCCGAAAGAGUCGUACUACUCGCUCGGUCUGGACACCGACGGCAAGCUGAGGUCUGGUGGCGCUCCGUCAAAUGCAACCGUACGAAUUACCCUGGACAACGAAACUCUGGACGCUGUUGAUGGUCGGCUCUCGGACAGGGUUCUCACCGACGAUGCGUGGCAUCAUAUCAACGUCAAGAUGUUCAAUGCCGAUAACAAAAUUAAUAUUGACCCUGUAGUUUUCUUCGGAUAUGCGCCUGAUUUCAAUCAAUCUUGCUUGCAGCCGUUCUAUCCUGGUGAUGUGCAGUGCAAGUCAUCCAAGCAAUCGCCGGCGUCUGAAGUGUUCUACUUCGACGUCCAGUCAGACAUGUGCACCUCUGCCUCCUACUCUGGCUGCGGGGCCAAUUCCAAUUCAUUUUCUUCAUUGCAGGAAUGCCAAAAAUCAUGCGCAGUAACAGGCAUGCCGUCCUACCGCCCCUUCGUUGGCGUGCUCAAGCGCGUCUUCGUGGAUGGUGUGAAUGUCCUCGCACAGGAGGGAAAGUCCACUAAAAAGUGCACCAAGGAAGAGCCUGGAACCUUGAGCUUUACGACCCCUCGCUCCCACAUCGUCAUCCCGUCGAACGACGCCGCUGGUCAGCGCACCAACUUGAGCAUCAAACUCCAGUUCCGCGUGCCACCCGAGGGACACACUACCGGGGUCCUGGCUCAGGGUAGCGUCCUCAUAGCCGACACUGUCGACAAUUGGAUGGUCAUAAGCAACAACAAAUCUCACCUGACUUUCUUGCUCGGCGAAAACCUGCUGAGCGUGAGCAGCUCUGCUGCUGUUAAUACGCAAGACUGGAAUGAGAUGAGUCUACGCAUCAAAGACGUCGACGUGACACUCUCUCUCAACGGCGAAACAAAACUCGGAACUUCAGAGGUGCCUUUCACGCUCAUCUCAGGAGUGAUCCUCGGCGGACAACGAGCAGCCCUCAAGUCGUGCAUCAGGUCGCUUGAAAUCGAUGGUACAUCCUACGACCUGCGCUACCUGCUGGACAAACAACACGGCGUUGUCUUCGACAACUGCAUGCUGGAAGGACCAUGUGACGCUCCUGAUGCUUGUCUCAACGGCGGCGAGUGUUCCUUGUCUGCAGAGAGCGCCGUGCAGUGCGACUGUUCCAGCACCCAAUACCAUGGAAACAGAUGCCAGUUCCCCCGCUAUGCCCGUUCGUGCGAGGACUACGCGCGUCAGGGCUUCAGCAGACCGGGGGAUUACCUCGUCGACGUCGACGGACCGGGACCUCAGCAAGCCGUGCCCGUGCGGUGCGCGUUCUCGGCGCGGGGUGCCCACACUACCGUGGCUCACGCAUUACCCCAACAACAUCGGGUGAGGAGCAAGGACAUAAAAAAGAGCUACAAGCUGUCCGUAGACUACAGUGGUCUGACAGACGCCGAUCUGGUGGCCAUUGUCGAAUCCUCGACGGCAUGCCAGCAAAACGUCACAUUUGAUUGCGUGCGGUCGCGUCUGAAGCUCUCUUCGCAGACUUGGUUCUCGUCUCCUAGAAUGAAAAUGAACGCCCGAUUUGGUUCAGAAACCGGAGGCAUCUGUCCCUGCAAAGCCGCUGAAGAAUGUGUCCGUGACUCCGUGGCGUGCAACUGCGACCUGAACGACGGACUGCGGCGCCGGGACACGGGCUUGAUCAGGACCAAGGAGCAGCUGCCCGUCACCGCAGUGUACUUCGUUGUCGACCCCACGGCGCUCACUGCAAAGUCCAGCACUCAGCUGACGUUGGGAGACCUGCAGUGUUUCAAGGAGGCUGAAGUGGAGGACGCCGUAUCGCUGCUGGACAGCGAGAGCUUCUUGGAGUUCUCGUCACGACAAACGCGAGAAAAUCUGCGGAGUAUUCGCUUCGCAUUCCGCACUUCUGCACACGUUGCGGUUUUGCUGCACAAACCUUCCUACCAUCAUCUGCAGGCAGACUUCCGGGUUAUUCUCACGUCAGCACGCAGCUUGGAAGUGCAGUUCCGCUUGCGCUCAGAGGAACAGAGCAUCAAAUUCCGCAGCGCAUUCGACCUGAACGCAGCAUCGUGGCAAUACUUCAGCCUGAAUUUCAGCCCCGAGCAGAUACAGAUAACACUGAAUGGCAUCGUCAAGCUGCUCGAUUUGGACGAUUCCUUCAAGAUCCUUGGCGGUGAAUUCUACUUCGGUGGAUCUCCUAGGGACUUGCACGAGCCGAUAUUCAGCGCCCCAAAAGAGCCAGGUCUGAUCGGCUGCCUGAAGGAUGUGACGGUGAACGAUGAACAAAUAUCAACCCAAGAGCUUCUGCGCUACUCCCCCACCACCAACUACAGGCUGGGCUGCCGCCUCUCAUGUGACCCGAACCCCUGCCAGAACGGAGCGCGGUGCAUCGAGAAGCCCAAUGGGCACUUCGAAUGCGAGUGCAAGAAUACCUUCUCUGAGUGGGGCGUCAAGUGUGAAUAUAAUCUGAACGACGACAGCAUCACUCUUCUGGAUACCGAAACCGAGAUGCGCUACAAAGACGAAGUCAAACCAGCUUCAGAAGACUGGAAUCCUCUAAGCCAGAACUUGACUAUUGCUUUCCGAACUCGAGAAAUUCAAGGUCUACUCGUUUUUAUAAUUGAUCAUAUCCAGAACCUGAUACAGAUUCAUCUCGCCAAGCCCAAUGAAGUCACUGUGCUCUGGAACACUGGGUUCACACUCAGGGCUAUGACUGUCAACACUGGCGAUAUACGUCUGAACCGGGGCGACCUCGUACAGCUCUACCUCAAGAGAGAACGUCACGCCACCACUCUGUUCGUCCUGACACAAGGCCGCUACUUCUCGGCUUCUCUGUCAGUAGGCGUGGAUCUCCUAGAAGAGCGUCAAUAUCAGCAAUUCCCCUUCGGUAGCGAAGUUCCCCAUUCCGACCUGACCAGAUAUGAAAACUCCCGCACCCUGCAAGACUCCUUCUUGAUGGUGCUCCUGGGAGGCGCCGAAACGAGCCGCAUGCACGCCAAGAUCCCCGGUUUCAUUGGCUGCCUGAGCGGCCUCAAGAUCGGCCCCCACGCCAUCAAACUCACCGACCGCUCAGUCUGGAUCUGGAGUCAUACCAACUAUGAGCUUGGCUGCUACGCCCCAUGUGAAUCCAGCACUCCCUGCCGCAACAAGGGCGUUUGUCUCAACGUCUUCGACAAGAAACGCAAGCUGCUCACUGAAUGCGACUGCUCUGAAACUUCCUACGUCGGGCAGCAAUGUGACAAGGAGGUGGCGUACAGGUUCAGCGGGGAAGACUACCUGGCGUUCCAGGAACUGUUCAACGUCUUCAGCCAGAGCUUCACCCUGGACUUCGCCUUCGCGUUGGACGGGACUCAGCCGAGCGAAGAGGCCGACGUCGUCAGGACUCUGCUCCUCGUCCGUGACUCACCUGACAGCGUAGAAGAACUGGCGCUCGCCAGGCAAUACGGUCAGCUGACGCUCGGAAUACGUCAGAGCGGCGCAGCACUCACUGCUGUGGUGCAGUGGCCGCACUCCGAUCACAGUCCGGACGGCCAAAUCCUCGAGUUUGAUGUUUCCGACUUUGAACUCAGUGACGGGUUCCGCCAUCACAUCAAAGCCAUUUUGAAAGAUCGGACGCUUGACAUUCAGUUGGAUGGCGUGCGCUUAGCAGCGAAGUCCUCCGACCCUCUCGCCACCAAGACAGACCCAGCGUUGGAGGCGCUGGUGGUGGGCAGCGGCGGUGAUCAUCCUGUUCAAACUGACGCCCCGUGGGCGCAAUUUGUCGGCUGCAUCUCCAACAUCCAGCUGCGCACAGCCGACAAAAAGAUCUACCGACCGCUGCACGACUACAGCAAUCAUGCCAACGACACGUCAAUGUUCACGCGCGUCGGUCUGCCGCACCGCACCCUCUGCUCCGAGUUCAGACCAGCGGAAGUUCCCGAGCCAGCGUCCAUCGAAUUUGUGCAGAUGCGCCUUUUGACGUCCGAGGUGAAGACAGAGAACUUCCAGCCGCUGCAGCAGGAGGAACCGCCCUUCAAUGACAAAAGUGGAAUAAAAACUGCGGGCAAGAUCGGCGGGGUGAUAGUGGGAGGAGUGGCGUUAGGAGUCUUCAUCUACCUCUGCAAGAUCACACACGGCGAGCCCAAGACGGUUACCAACGAAAUUGGCUUGGUGCAGACAGCGCAGAAGUCUUCGAAAUCUGAUCCUGAGAAUCCAAGGCCGACCGCUGCCACCAGCAAAGAGAGCGAACCACUUCUCAAAGACUCAAUUGAAAUGAAGAAAUUAGAGUCAACAUCUUCAAAAAUUCGACACGAAAAUGAUAGAAAACAAAUGGCAUCCCCAAAAGUAGUCGCUGUAAGCGCACCGAAGUCUGAAGAAUGCAAGGAAGUAGCACCGAGUAAGGAAGAGACGGACGCUGCCUCUGAACCUGAGAGUUCACCUCAAGCCACACCUGUGGAGGCUGCAACAGAAGAAGCACAUGCUGAUAAAGAGGAAUUUCCACAGAAAAAUCAUGAAGAUGAUCAAGGCCAAAAUGAGGAAGAGGUAACGCCCUUUGAAUCCGUCCCACAAGAAACGGCAAAAUCUCCGUCGACCGAAGAGUUAGCAGUUGAAGAUGACGCGUCCGCUGCCCAGUCCACGGAAGAUGAGGAUGCCAGGGAGGCUCAACAAGGCAGCGAGGCGAGCGACGGUAACUUCGAAAACGAAGACGACGGCUCUGCCGAGGACUACAACGCAGACGCUCCAACUCAGAAAAAGAGCAAGAAGAAGUCCAAAAAAUAAGAUUGGCUAGCCAAGGCUGCCGGGGGCGAAGAAUGAAAAAGGAUAGAAAAGUAAUAAAGCUGGUUAUUAACCAUGUUGAUAAUAAUGUUGUUCAGUGUUAAAAAAGCAGUAGGAUAAGUAAUAGCCUUUAAGAAAUCAGUGACAUAUUUACUGUCUUUCUAAUAUUUCGAUGAAUUGAUUUACGCUCGUGAGGAGGAUACGCAUUUGAAAUAUUAUUUAGUUGCUUUUCAGUCAAGUGUUUGUUUCUCCCAUCGGUGGAGCAUGAAAAUCUUUCCAUAAUUUAAUAGAAUGAAAUGCUUUCAUUUUCAUGUCGCCAGAUGUAAUAAAUGUGUUAAGAUAAAAAAA
Hyalella azteca is the source of this 6462-nucleotide messenger RNA. RefSeq lists its product as uncharacterized. Lineage: Eukaryota; Metazoa; Arthropoda; Malacostraca; Amphipoda; Hyalellidae. The coding region runs from base 106 to 6117 and encodes 2003 amino acids. The transcript has 36 exons. Gene Ontology annotation, molecular function: serine-type endopeptidase inhibitor activity. The record is from RefSeq and is a predicted model, not a curated record.